AUUUUUCUUCACCGUUUGUCACUUGUGUCUUAGAAUAAUUAUGAAAGUAUGGGUAACUUUGAAAAGUCACAUGAUUACUUUGCUUGCAUUGGGAUCAAACCUGCACCUCGUGCAUGAAAAUGCAUGCAUAGAACCGCAGGGCCACCGCGACGUAGUACAUGAGCCACAUAAGCCAACGAAAUCAGAACGUGGCAGUCAACUGUUGGACAUAGGCCUCUCCCAAGAAUUAGAAUCUCCAACACGCAGUCCGAAUCGGGAAGCAAGUACGCAUAGAAUGGGUAGGGUAGAAGAGAGACACCGGAGGUACAGCAGGAUGUCCGAAGAAGUCUGUCCGACGAAGGACAGAGAGGCCAUUAGGAAGAAACUUAGUAAGAGGAUGGACAUCCGAUACCUGAACGAAAUCAAGAGCUUCAAAGAUAAGAUCAAGUCAUCGUAUCUACUCUCCUGUUCGCCGCAACAGUGCCCCAUGAUACAAGAAAGAUUGACUCAACACCAACAAGACUGCCACAGCGGAACAUACCAACAAAUGCAGCAGCCGGUACCCACUUGCAGUGCCGUUUUGAGAUGCAGAGAUCAAGCUAUUAAUGUGUCACCUACAUUAUCCAGAAUGCGGCUACCAAAAUUCACGUUACCGCUUAAUGACGAAGGCCGUGUCGUUCAAACUGAGCUCACUAUGAAAGACUUAAGCCCUGGGCGUACUCCAUCAAAACACCUCACUAAAAAGAACAGUGAAAUAUUAAGCAGAGAUGUUAUUCCACUUAGGAAGUCCAGGACUCGAGAAGUCUUGCCCAAACGGAACUUUUAUAAAGAACACUUGCAAAAUGAAAUUUUAAACUGGUUACAAACCGUCCCUAUGUUUUAUACUUUGAACUUUACAACUAAAGACAUCAAAGAGAACAUAGUUAAUAAUCUUGCAGAGAAAAUAAAUUUACUCGCCGUUGAAGUAACUGACGAUAGUUACGAAGCCAAAACGAAAAUUGAAAUUGAAAACUGCUUAAGUAGGUUGCCUAUGUGGCUACCUGGAACAAAACGUGACCAAGCAACAUUCAAAGAUGGUCUAAAACAAAAACUCUGGGUAAAAAUCAGAGAGCUUAAUGAGAACUUCUUAGGAAUAAAGUAUGAGAAAUCAGUUGGCAAUGAGAAGGAGGAAGAGAGGAUACCAUUGACAAAUGAUUCCUACGAAAGGGAAGUAAUAGAUUGGUCUUAUCGAUUACCAAUAAAAGAACAAAAUGGCAUGAGAAGACAACAAGUAGUGGACUUAAUAAUGAAAAAAUUAACGCCACUGCUCAAAAUACCACUUCAUACAACUAGCUACAAGUUGAUACUGAAGGGAGAAAUCAUUGACAUUUUAGACGAUUUACCAUUAGCACUGUCAAGUCCUAGAUAUAAAACAGUGCAAUUAAACAGGUAUGCUGAAGAACUUGCGAACAGACUGCUUACUAUACAAAUAAAACACGAGGCAAACUCUUCAAAGAACCCGACUAAAGAUGCUGCAGUAUAUCAUCAGUGCACUAGCCAGGUUAUGGGUAUGCCUAUCCAAAGAGCACGAUGCAGUUACAAAUCUCUUAUACAAGAGCGAAUAGCUGAAUGCUUAGACAAAGUACAAGUCUGUCACCGAAAUGAUCUAAUAGAAGAAAUAUGUUUGACAUUCCUUGAUGCGAAGGAUAACUUGCGCUCAAGUGAUGAGCUAAGUAUUAAAAAUGAAAUACACGAGUAUCUACGUGAUACUGGCAAACUUUCUGAGGAACAAUCAAUGUACGUUGCCAAAAUGAUCAUCAAACAUGUUAAAAUUACACUUAACAAUAUCAACAAUUCUGCCUCAACAAGUUUUGAUUCAGUUAUACCCGAACUAUCUGGAACCAUUUCAGUUUAUAUGUGGGGUCGUAGUAAUCAUGCCACGUCGACACCAAAGAAAAUGCCUGUAAAAGAAAUACCUAAACUAAACGCGGAAGAACAAUCAUAUAUGAACAACGUAGCAUCCGUCGUUAAAGCCUGGAUGAACACAUUACCCAAGCAAUUUAAUGAGGAUAAAAUGUUUAAGGAAACUAUUAUCAACGAUUUGGCUGGCGACAUCAUGGAUGAACUAAAAGUAAACCAAUUAGCACCAGAAGCAAUUAAAGAUAAAGAAAACUACUUAAAUUACAUGAUGUAUAGGUGGCUAUACAGAUAUGAAGUGUUUCCUAAUGAAACUAUUCGUACUGAAGCUAAACCAUACAUAGAAGACUUUAUUAGGAGAUUAAAAACCGUACCAGAACCCAAAUUGACUUCAUCGCAACAUGGUACCAGACAAGCCAUGGAACAUAUAAAGCACAUGCAAGGGGAACGCGGAUGGGAAGAAGACUAUUUAGCUAAAGGAAUAGACGUAUUAGAAGACCAAAUAUCAGUAUGGAUGAAUGAACAACCUACUGAGAUAUAUGCCAACAAAGACAAAGGCAAACGCAACAAACAGGUGCAUGAUCUCGCUCUCACUCUACAGGAUCGGUUAAGAAGCAAAAGCCCUGAAGAAGACAUGGAACAAGAUAUAAAUAAAUGGCUUGGCAAGGUUGUUAAACCGAAAGAAAAGGAACAUAUUGGCUUAUUAACUCAAAAUCUAUUGGAAAAAAUUGUAAACACACCACAGGACCAAACGUUAGAAGCAAAGUUUGAAGAUAGAAAACGUUACAUAGCAGAUCAUUUGGAAGCUAAACGUCAAAAAGCGAAUCCAUCAACACAGCCAACCCAGGAUUACAGUAACGUCGGGAAUAUUGAAGGAGACCCUGAUAAGACAAUAAGAGAUUUUAUUGCCAAGUUUAUAGAACAUAAUUAUGACAUUGAUGAUCCUAUGGCUAUAGGAGCAUUUAGUCAUCUACUUAAAACUAAAUUAAGAAUAUUGAGUCCACCAACAAGAAAAGAAGUUUACGACAAUUUUGGUAAAUCAAAGCCACAUGAAAGAUUUAAUCCACAAAAAUUACAAUUAGAGUUAGAGUACAUAAAAGCUAUUUCAGAUUGGUUAAUGAACAUUCCCAUAGAAGCGUCCUACAAUACUCCUGGCAACCGCCGACGUAUAGAAUUUAUUAAUGAUCUCGCUAAAAAUGUACAAGAAAUAGAAGAGCAGAGAGUUAACAGUCCCGAUGAAAUGAACUACAAUUACCUUAUAGCUUCAUUGAUCCUGCACAGUAUGCACUCAUACGGGCUGCCGAUAUUACCUGAACACAAGAACAAUACACCAUUGAUGGUUGAUCAAUUGCUUCAGAAACUUGUUGCAUUCAGAAGUUCUGAACUAAGCUCACAAGGCAAUCAGACGGUAUCUUCGUCUUGCCAAUCAACAAAUCUAAGUGAUAUUAGAGAACAGAACCUGAGCGAAUUCAUCGUUGACUAUAUACGGAUCAAUGGAAGAGAAAUAGCUGACGACGAGACGAAGUUGGAAGCAUGGACAGCUCGUCUAAUGAAAGAAGUUAAAAAAAUGCUUCACGCUGAUGCUGACCCUUCAACGUUAAGCAAAGCACAGGUCUAUAAUAAAUUUAAUGAAGUUCCAAUACCUGGAGACGAAUCUGUCAGGCGAUAUGCUUUAGAAAUAGCUUACGUAAAAGAAAUAACAGAUUGGAUGAAAAAUCUCCCAUUGUUAUCAAUCGAAAAUUAUCCUGAAGCGCAAGAACGACAAAUAAAAAUGAUAAGCGAGCUAGCUGAGAAGAUGGCUGAUACGGAAGCUACGAGAAACUCGGACCCAACGGACGACACAGCUGACAAGAACCUUGAAGACUAUAUUACAUGUUGGAUAACACGAUUACCUUUAGAUCCAAACAAAGACUUAGUUGUACCUAUCGUUGUACAACAAUUAAUGAAAAGAAAAGAGAAAGUAAGAAAACGAGAUCAAAAACCAGAAAAUGAAUCACUGUCAUCUUACGAUAGAUCUAAAAGUGAGAAAUCUAAUCGACAAACCAGCCUUGGAAAUAAGAAGACAAACAAAGAAAAAAGUAUCUCUAAAUGGUGCAAGACUGACAAGGGUAAUACAAAUCCAGCUACGGUUAUAGUUGAAGCUAUAGAAAACUGGUCCAACAAACUACCAAUUAAGGGAGACGAAAAAGAAGUUAAAGCAAUUAAGGAAGGCAUUGCUACGAAAUUAUACCAAAAGGUCGGCGAACUUAACGUUGACCCGAGAAUUUUCAACGAUGAUUUACUUUAUACAGAAAUGUUAGGUGAUGAAAUAGACACACAAUUGGAAAAUGUACCCCAAAAUCCAGAGCUGCAGAAAAAUAGACAAAAACUAAAGGAAGGAUUAUUGAACACAAUAGUAGAUACAAAAGAGGCCAUUAAGGAAAAAUCUGCUGGCGACAAUUACAAGCACAAGCUUGAAACAACUAUUGAUGUGUCGAUACCAAAUCCGGUCCAGAAUACACAGAUAUUUGAUCCAGGUUUUGAAAUCUACAAAAGUCACUUAGCUAGCAUGUUCAUAUUAGAAAACUUUGAUCAUGCUAACGAUGAUGUUAAAGCAAAAUACGAAAAAAGAGUAAGAGAUGAGAUUGACAAAUACUUCGAAAAUGCACAGAACAGGAAUGCUUUACCUUUAACUAAGGAUCAGAUUUAUAACGAACUUUACAGUGCAUUAUUUAAAGUACCGAUGCCAAAUGAAAACUCAGUCAAAGAUGAGGUCGAACAGGUUAAAACUAGAUGUGAAAUAGAUACAUGGUUUGAAGACUUACCACUCAAAGAACCAGAUGACUUAGGCGAAUUACUGGAAUGGGAUAAAAUUCUAUCCACGCUUGCCAAGAGAGUUCAUGGAAUAGAGAAACUCGAGCCCAAAGCCGAAGACAAAAUGCAUAAAGAAAUCGUGAAAUGGCUCGAGAAACUACCGUUACUCCCCGACGAAGAAGGGGUAGAUGGUCACGCUACCAGACUUCAAAAUAUAUUAAAGUCCACCUACGAUGCUAGAAAAUAUGUCGCAAAGGAUCCGCAAGCCACAUCAAAGGGAAAAAAACUAAAGGAGAAAAAAACAAAGGAUAAUAAAAGUAAGAAAGUGUCACCUAAUGUGAGUCAAGUACCUGGCCCUAGCGGCGGCGGAGAGAACUGGGAAAGUCCGAAGGAAACACCACACUCUAAAUCAACCAAAGCAAAGCCAUGCUGUGACGUCACCCCAAUGACUAACAAAAAGUCAGGAGACAUCAUCACAGAAGUAGUUGAGGAUUGGUGUAAUCAAUUACCACUAGUAGCUAGUGAUGAAACGAAUGUAGCAAUUAAAGACAAUGUGUCAACUAGAAUUAUAAUCCAUAUUAGUGACUUAAAUAUGGACCCUGAAAUCUUCAACGACGAUGUAGUUUAUGAUGAGAUCUUAGAUGAAGAACUCGAAAGCGUUAUGUCAAACUUACCCGUACCUCCCGACUUCGAACAUAGCAAAGCUGCAAGAAAAUACCAACUGAAAGAAAUGAUAAAAUCUAUUAAACCGAUCAUAAAGGAAGAGAGAGCAAGACACGAAUACAAAGAAGAACUAAAUAACACAGUUGCUAAUAUUUUAAAGGUACCAGAAGAUACAACAGCCGAAAAAAUAAAAGAGUUCAUCAAAUUAAAAGAUGAAAUAGUAGAGAAUUUUGUACAAUAUAAUUACAACAAGAACGACGAAGAAGGUAAACAGAUUUAUAAAAAGAACGUGCAUGAUGCUGUUGUAAAAUAUUUCAUAGAUAUAAAAGAAAAUUUGAAUGAAGAACAAGUCGACCCACUAGUACGACGAAACCAAUUGUUAAGUGAAUUAGGUAAAAUACCCAUACCGAAUGAGGCCUUGAAAGAUGAAGUUGAAGAAAUAAGGAUGAGAGCUGAGGUCGAACAGUUUUUUCAAGAACAAUCUGUUCCCGAUGGAGAUGUAGAAAAUAAACUCAAAAAAAAUCUUGCCAAGAGAUUGCAUAACCUCGAAAGAUCUGGUCACAAUUGCAAUGCUGAGAAGAAAAUGAAGCAUGAUAUUAUCAGGUGCCUCAAAAAACUAAAUUGUGACGUAAGUCCUAAAACCGUAGAGGAUUUUGUAGAGAAAUUAAAAAACAAUGAAUCACAUCGAAAAACACCACCAGUGACUAAUAGUAGAGCUUCAGGCUUGAACCAAACGGGUCCCUAUGGUUUUUCUAUCGCCACUGGACCUCAAGAUCCACAAAGUUUUAACGUAGGUGGCAAUAUAGUAGCGCAGUCCAGACAAAAUACAAUCCAACAAACAUAUGGCCCCCUAAGUCCACAACAGGCAACCAUAAACACUCAAAAUAUGAAUCAAAGCGGAGGUCAGUGGCUCUCGUUGCAGCCAGCAUCAGAACCCCCUAAUUUUGACUCUUAUAGCCAAACCAACUUUAGUGGACCGGAUGGCCAGCUUUUCAACUCAUAUGGACCCGAUGAUGUCGACCAAUUACAAGGUCAACCCAACUUAACUGACAGCAAUUAUUCCGGUGCACGUCCGGUAAGGUCUUAUGUAAUUUCCAAAGGAAAUGUCUUACCAGGGCAAGACCUAGACCAAUCGAUCAAUUAUAAUGAUUUUGCCGGUGGACCGUUAUUGAAUUCAACUAUGUCUCCAACUCAAGGUGUAGGCGCACAAACUGUGAACCAAGUUCCGCAAAGUCCCAAUAAUAUGCGUGAGGUUGCAUCAAGUCCGAGUCCGAUAGAUCAACCUAAUUAUGGGCAAAUUGCUACUCCUCGCCAAGUAGCGCUAGCUCCUCCACUUAUGCAAGGCCAGAACAUGCCUGCAGAGCCUGUAUUCCAGGGCCCUAUGUAUAAGUAUAUACCCAUGCACCAGCCGUUCACUGUGCCUAUCAUAGAACCUGGUCAAAUGCUGGGUUCCCACUGCUCUAUGCGCCCACUGCGGCCUUUGUCAGGCCCUGACAACUCAAUAAUAUCUAAGCAGGGAAUGAUUGGUCCACCGAUACCUUUGUCGAUGGGACGUCAAGGGAUGGUCGCAAUGAGUAACGAGAGAAGAUCGAAGGGGAAUUACGAGUCGUCUGAUGAAGAAGAAGUGUGUAAAUGUGACAGAGGAAGAUAUCUGAACUGCCGAGGUCCGCCAUAUUGUAUGGUUGCUAUGGAUGAGUUUUUCGAAGAUUGCGUCGGUUUUGGACCUCUGUGGUGCGGCGUGCCUUUCCCGGAGUGUUUUUAUUAUUAAACAUUGAAUUUGUAGAAAUGUACAAGUAUUUAUUAUCCUAAACAGUAAAUCAUGUUUUCAAGUGUAACGUAAUAAUAUAACAACUUCCAACCUA
Trichoplusia ni (cabbage looper) is the source of this 7193-nucleotide messenger RNA. RefSeq lists its product as uncharacterized. The record is from RefSeq and is a predicted model, not a curated record. Bases 41 to 7099 code for a protein of 2352 amino acids. NCBI's taxonomy places the organism in Eukaryota, Metazoa, Arthropoda, Insecta, Lepidoptera, Noctuidae. The transcript has 4 exons.